Tetrahymena thermophila SB210 is the source of this 975-nucleotide messenger RNA. RefSeq names its product tyrosine phosphatase, putative. Gene Ontology annotation, biological process: regulation of exit from mitosis; positive regulation of cytokinesis; microtubule cytoskeleton organization. The transcript has 7 exons. The record is from RefSeq and is a predicted model, not a curated record. Lineage: Eukaryota; Ciliophora; Oligohymenophorea; Hymenostomatida; Tetrahymenidae.
AUGAAACAAAAUUCAAGAUAGCCUUAUAAGGACGAACCAAAGUUAGUAGCUUUGGAUGCUAAAACCGAUGCAGUCGAAAUCAUUAAAGAUCGUCUAUAUUGGAUUUCCGGAAAAGAACCUCCCAAAAACUAGCCAAACGCAUAUUUCUUUAAUAUUGAUCAAGAUUUAUAAUACGAACCUUUUUUCGCUGACUUUGGUCCUCAUAAUUUAGGUAAUACUUAUAGAUUUGUAACUGAAUUAGAACAUUUACUUGCAGAUCCCGAAUUCUCUAAGAAUCUUAUUUACCACUACACUGGUGUAGAUUCUAACAAGAGAACAAAUGCUUGUUAUCUCAUUUGCGCAUAUCAAGUCAUCAUUCUUAACAGAGGUGCUGAUUCUGCAUGGGCUCCAUUUGCGAAAGUUUAGCCUCCAUUCAACGACUACAGAGAUGCAAGUUACGGAUAUUGUACUUAUAAAUGCACUAUUUUGGAUUGUCUUAGAGGCCUUGAAUAUGCAAUUAAAUUGAAAUGGUUCAAUGUAAGAGAUUUUAAGUUAAGAGAUUAUGAAUAUUAUGAGAGAGUAGAAAAUGGUGAUCUCAAUGUCAUUAUACCUGAAAAAUUCAUAGCCUUUUCUGGUCCUUCUCCAACCCAAAGAGAUGCUGAUGGUGUAAUAAUUUUUAUUCAUAUAUAAAAUUAUAAUACAAAUUUUAAUUUCAACACAAACUAACUAACAACAUACAGUACAGAACUUUCACUCCUGAAGACUAUGUACCCAUUUUCAAGAAUAUGGGUGUUACACUUGUUAUUAGACUUAAUAAAAAGACUUAUGAAGCCUCUAGAUUUACUAACAAUGGUAUUAAACACUUAGAUCUAUAUUUCCUUGAUGGAUCUUGCCCUCCAGAUGAUAUUUUACAUAAAUUUUUGGAUGUAUGCUAAAAAGAGAAAGGUAAAAUCGCAGUUCACUGCAAGGCUGGAUUAGGUAGAACUGGUUCUUUGA